UUUCAGCUCUGAUCAGCCUGUCGUUUGGAGGAGCCAUCGGCCUGAUGUUCCUCAUGCUGGGCUGUGCUUUACCUGUCUACAAUGCGUACUGGCCGUUGUUCCUGCUCUUCUUCUACAUCCUCUGUCCGCUCCCUCACUGCAUCUCUCGGCGUGUGGUGGAGGACUCCGACUCGGCCAGUAAUGCCUGUAAGGAGCUGGCGGUGUUCCUGACCACAGGCAUCGUGGUGUCGGCGUUCGGCCUGCCCAUCAUCUUCGCCCGCGCUGCCGUGAUUGCGUGGGGAGCGUGUGCUCUGGUGCUGACGGGAAACAUCGUGAUCUUCGCCACCAUCCUGGGCUUCUUCCUGGUGUUCGGCUCCAAUGACGACUUCAGCUGGCAGCAGUGGUGAAGCAGACCGACUCUCUCCAUCUUUAUUUAUACCCGCCGCCAUCCAUACAUGCAGGAAUCAGUGCAAUAAUUCUGUUAGACGCGUCUGCUCUGUCGCUUUCCUUUCUCGCGCUCCAUGAGUUCAGGUGGUCGAGCGAAAACACUGGCCGAAACAUGAACGCUGUCAUCUUCAGAGUCUGACUUCAGUCUGUUACUGCUUUGCUUUUUAUUCUGGGUUUAUUUAUUUGUUACAUUUCUGUUCUGUUAUAUUAAACAUUGUAAGAUGAAGGUUAUUAUUAUGAUUGAUUUCAGCGUUGUGUUGAUUUUUAUUUUUAUAGUGAUGCAGAAUUUCCAGCCUGGUCUCACGAGGAAACGGAACUAUAUUACGUGUUGUCAGAAAUGUGGCCAAUUUGUUUAAAGUAAUAUUCAAAUUCAUAUAUACGAAUAUAAUGAUAUUGGUAUACAAACGUGCGGUUUAUAAACAGCACAGACGUGGCUAAUUCAUACAAAUUCCAUGCGAUUAUGUUGGUCUGAAAACAUACGAUUUAUAAAAGGAGGCGUGGCAUUAAAUGUGGCUAAUUCAUAAAAUUUCCAUACUAUUAUAUUAGUAUUAAAAAAGGCUAUUUAUAAAAGGAGGUGUGGUUAAUUUGUACAAACUCCAUAUAAUUAUAUUGGUAUUAAAACAUACGAUUUUUAAAAAGAGGUGUGGCACCAAUUGUGGCCAAUUUGUAUAAAUUACAUACGAUUAUAUUGGUAUAAAAAUAAACAAUUUAUAAAGGGAGGUGUGGCACCAAACGUGGCUAAUUCAUACAAAUUCCAUAUGAUUAUAUUCAUAUAAAUGUAUACAAUUUAUAAAAUGCGUGGCCCCAAACAAAGCUAAUUUAUAUAAAUUCCAUACAAUUAUAUUAGUAUAAAAAUGAGCAAUUUUUAAAAUGAGGCGUGGCAUUAAACGUGGCUAAUUCAUACAAAUUCCAUAUGAUAAUACUGGUAUAAAAACGUUCAGUUUAUAAAAGGAGGCAUGGCACCAAACUUAGCUAUUUAGUACAAAUUCCUUAUGAUUUGCAUUGUGUUCGAUGUAUAAAAUGUGUGGCACCAAACAUGGCUAAUUCGUACAAAUUCCAUACGAUUGUAUUGGUAUUAAAACAUACUAUUUAUAAAAUGAGGCUUGGCUAAUUCGUACAAAUUGCGUGCUAUUAUACUGGUAAAAAAAUUACAGUUUAUUAAAGGAGGCUAACUCGUGGCUAAUUUGUACAAUUUCCGUAUGAUUAUAUUAGUAUAAAAACAUACAUUUUUAAAAAAGAUGAGACACCAAACCCCACCCCUUAACCUAGCCCUCAUUGGGGGAUGAGCAAAUCAUAUUAAAAUGUACGAAUGAGAUCCUACAAAUGAACGAAUUAGCCACUAAAUUAAAGAAGUUACGAAUUGUCGUGAGACUGGAAAUUUUCCAGAAACCAUUUCUUUGACUGUUAGUAAGAGCAGAAAAAGACGUAUGAAGUAUGUAGGCUAGCUCCUGAUCAUCAUUUAAGGUGAUAUUAUUAAUAAACACCAGUUUCUUUAAAUCUCUCCGCAACUAAUCAUGACGCAGUUGGUCUGACUGUUUAAAGUCGACAUGAAAGCGGUUUUCAAUGAUUCAUCAGUGCAUAUUGUUUAAUAUCCACCCUAGAGUUGGCCUUCAUGUUGUGUGCUAUAUUUUGAAGUGUUUCCAUACAUGCAGUCAAUGCUAAAGUCAAGUCCCGUCAUUCACUGGUGUGAUGUUGAAGAUCACACAGACUCCUCAUAUACAGGUGGAAUGGGUUAUCAGGCUGUUUCAUGCGGACUUUAACGCUUCUGUUAUUUUAUAUCUCUGUCAGUGCAGAAACCGCACUAGUAACAUUGUUUCCUCCUUAUCAUUCUUUUUUUAAAAAUAAAUACCAUUUUUGAAAAAAAAA
Molecule: messenger RNA, 2292 nt
Organism: Danio rerio (zebrafish)
Lineage: Eukaryota; Metazoa; Chordata; Actinopteri; Cypriniformes; Danionidae
Product: zgc:92045
Cellular component (GO): cytosol; membrane
Source: RefSeq, marked validated